GCGGGCACCGAGUCGUCUGGCAAGACUGCGGGCACCGAGUCGUCUGGCAAGACUGCGGGCACUGAGUCGUCUGGCAAGACUGCGGGCACCGAGUCGUCUGGCGGAACAGCGGGCAUCGAGUCAACUGGCGGAACAGCGGGCACCGAGUCGUCUGGCAAGACUGCGGGCACCGAGUCGUCUGGCAAGACUGCGGGCACCGAGUCGUCUGGCAAGACUGCGGGCAUCGAGUCGUCUGGCAAGACUGCGGGCACCGAGUCGUCUGGCAUUGGAUCGUCUGGCUCGACAGCGGGCAUCGGGUCACCAGGCAUCAGGUCAUUUGGCUCGCCAGCGGGCACCGCGUCAUCUGGCAAGGCAGUGGGCACCGAGUCACCAGGUACGACAGCGGGCUCUGAGUCAAUUGGCACGACAGCGGGCACCGGAUCAGGUACCGGAUCAUCUGGAUCAACAGCGGGCAUCGAGUCAACUGGC
Staurois parvus is the source of this 468-nucleotide messenger RNA. NCBI's taxonomy places the organism in Eukaryota, Metazoa, Chordata, Amphibia, Anura, Ranidae. The record is from the annotation of a GenBank genome assembly.